CGCUAUUGGUCACACUGGCCCAGAGGGGCACGUGACUGGGAAGGGGCACAGGCUGGUCCCCUCCCCCUCCUUCUCAGGUUCACCCCUGCCGGCCAUGGACUUCCUCCUGCGGCCUCAGCCAGAGCCAGAGAGCUUGGGCCCUGGGACGCCUGGGUUCCCCGAGCAGGAGGAAGACGAACUUCACCGCACCCUGGGCGUGGAGCGGUUUGAGGAGAUCCUACAGGAGGCCGGGUCUCGUGGAGGGGAGGAGCCAGGCCGCAGCUAUGGGGAGGAAGACUUUGAGUACCACCGCCAGUCCUCCCACCACAUCCAUCACCCACUGUCCACCCACCUGCCUCCGGAUGCACGCCGCCGCAAGACACCCCAGGGCCCAGGACGGAAGCCUCGAAGGCGCCCGGGAGCCUCCCCGACUGGAGAAACCCCGACCAUUGAGGAGGGGGAGGAAGAUGAGGAUGAGGCCAGCGAGGCUGAGGGGGCCCGAACGCUCACUCAGCCGUCCCCUGUCUCCACACCCUCCUCGGUGCAGUUCUUUCUCCAAGAGGAUGACAGUGCUGACCGGAAGGCAGAGAGGACCAGUCCAUCUUCCCCUGCACCACUGCCCCACCAGGAGGCGACUCCUCGGGCCUCCAAAGGGGCCCAGGCUGGAACCCAGGUGGAGGAGGCAGAGGCGGUGGCGGUGGCCAGUGGCACUGCAGGGGGUGACGACGGGGGUGCCUCGGGGCGCCCCCUGCCCAAAGCCCAGCCUGGGCACCGCAGCUACAACCUUCAGGAGAGGAGGCGCAUCGGGAGCAUGACUGGGGCUGAGCAGGCACUGCUGCCCCGGGUCCCCACGGAUGAGAUUGAGGCCCAGACGCUGGCCACGGCCGACCUAGACCUCAUGAAGAGUCACCGGUUUGAGGACGUUCCUGGGGUGCGGCGGCACUUGGUGCGGAAGAAUGCCAAAGGUUCCACACAGAGUGGCCGAGAAGGGCGGGAGCCUGGCCCCACACCUCGAGCCCGACCCCGGGCCCCCCACAAGCCCCAUGAGGUGUUUGUGGAGCUGAAUGAGUUGCUCCUGGACAAAAACCAGGAGCCCCAGUGGCGGGAGACAGCUCGCUGGAUCAAAUUUGAAGAGGACGUGGAGGAGGAGACCGAGCGCUGGGGGAAGCCCCACGUGGCCUCCCUCUCCUUCCGCAGUCUCCUGGAGCUCCGCAGGACCCUGGCCCAUGGGGCUGUGCUCUUGGAUCUGGACCAGCAGACCCUGCCCGGAGUGGCCCACCAGGUGGUGGAGCAGAUGGUCAUCUCUGACCAGAUCAAGGCCGAGGACAGGGCCAACGUGCUGCGGGCUCUGCUGUUGAAACACAGCCACCCAAGUGAUGAGAAGGACUUCUCCUUCCCCCGCAACAUCUCAGCUGGCUCCCUGGGCUCCCUGCUGGGGCAUCACCAUGGUCAGGGGGCUGAGAGUGACCCCCACGUCACUGAGCCUCUCAUGGGAGGUGUUCCUGAGACCCGGCUGGAGGUGGAGCGAGAGCGUGAGCUGCCGCCUCCAGCACCACCAGCUGGCAUCACCCGCUCCAAGUCCAAGCACGAGCUGAAACUGCUGGAGAAGAUCCCUGAGAAUGCCGAGGCCACGGUGGUCCUCGUGGGCUGCGUGGAGUUCCUCUCCCGCCCCACCAUGGCCUUUGUGCGGCUCCGGGAGGCUGUGGAGUUGGACGCAGUGUUGGAGGUGCCGGUGCCUGUGCGUUUCCUCUUCCUGCUGCUGGGCCCGAGUAGCGCCAACAUGGACUACCACGAGAUCGGCCGCUCCAUCUCCACCCUCAUGUCAGACAAGCAAUUCCACGAGGCAGCCUACCUGGCUGACGAGCGGGAGGACCUGCUGACGGCCAUCAACGCCUUCCUGGACUGCAGCGUGGUGCUGCCGCCUUCAGAAGUGCAGGGCGAGGAGCUGCUGCGCUCUGUGGCCCACUUCCAGCGCCAGAUGCUCAAGAAGCGAGAGGAGCAGGGCCGGCUGCUACCUACAGGGGCUGGGCUGGAGCCCAAAUCUGCCCAAGAUAAGGCGCUCCUGCAGAUGGUAGAGGCGGCAGGGGCAGCUGAAGAUGAUCCCCUUCGGCGGACGGGGCGGCCCUUUGGGGGGCUGAUCCGAGAUGUGCGGCGCCGCUAUCCCCACUACCUGAGUGACUUCCGAGAUGCACUUGACCCUCAGUGCCUGGCCGCAGUCAUCUUCAUCUACUUUGCCGCCCUGUCUCCUGCCAUCACCUUUGGGGGGCUGCUGGGAGAGAAGACGCAGGACCUGAUAGGGGUGUCGGAGCUGAUUAUGUCCACAGCGCUCCAGGGCGUGGUCUUCUGCCUGCUGGGUGCCCAGCCCCUGUUGGUGAUCGGCUUCUCAGGGCCCCUGCUGGUCUUUGAGGAGGCCUUCUUCUCGUUCUGUAGCAGCAACCACCUGGAGUACCUGGUGGGCCGUGUGUGGAUCGGCUUCUGGCUGGUGUUCCUGGCCCUGCUCAUGGUGGCCCUGGAGGGGAGCUUCCUGGUCCGCUUCGUCUCCCGCUUCACCCAGGAGAUCUUCGCCUUCUUGAUCUCACUCAUCUUCAUCUAUGAGACCUUCUACAAGCUGGUGAAGAUCUUCCAGGAGCACCCCCUGCAUGGCUGCUCAGCCUCCAACAGCUCAGAGGUGGACGGCGGUGAGAACAUGACAUGGGCCGGGGCAAGACCCAUGCUGGGGCCGGGCAACAGGAGCUUGGCUGGGCAGUCUGGGCAGGGGAAGCCCCGGGGCCAGCCCAACACGGCCCUGCUGUCGCUGGUGCUCAUGGCCGGCACCUUCUUCAUCGCCUUCUUCCUGCGCAAAUUCAAGAACAGCCGGUUCUUUCCUGGCCGGAUCCGGCGGGUGAUUGGGGACUUUGGGGUGCCCAUCGCCAUCCUCAUCAUGGUGCUUGUGGAUUACAGUAUUGAGGACACCUAUACCCAGAAGCUGAGCGUUCCCAGUGGAUUCUCGGUGACUGCCCCAGAAAAGAGGGGCUGGGUCAUCAACCCCCUGGGAGAGAAGAGCCCCUUCCCUGUGUGGAUGAUGGUUGCCAGCCUGCUGCCCGCCAUCCUGGUCUUCAUUCUCAUCUUCAUGGAGACACAGAUCACCACGCUCAUCAUCUCCAAGAAGGAGCGCAUGCUGCAGAAGGGCUCCGGCUUCCACCUGGACCUGCUGCUCAUUGUGGCCAUGGGCGGCAUCUGUGCCCUCUUUGGCCUGCCCUGGUUGGCUGCUGCCACUGUCCGUUCUGUCACUCACGCCAACGCGCUCACUGUCAUGAGCAAGGCUGUGGCACCUGGGGACAAGCCCAAGAUUCAGGAGGUCAAGGAGCAGCGGGUGACGGGGCUGCUGGUUGCCCUGCUUGUGGGCCUCUCCAUAGUUAUCGGGGAUCUGCUCCGGCAGAUCCCCCUGGCCGUGCUCUUUGGAAUUUUCCUGUACAUGGGAGUCACCUCCCUUAAUGGGAUCCAGUUCUAUGAGCGGCUGCAUCUGCUGCUCAUGCCGCCCAAACACCACCCAGAUGUCACUUACGUCAAGAAGGUCCGGACCCUCCGUAUGCACCUGUUCACGGCCCUGCAGCUGCUCUGCCUGGCCCUGCUCUGGGCCGUCAUGUCCACAGCUGCCUCCCUGGCCUUCCCCUUCAUCCUCAUCCUCACAGUGCCGCUCCGCAUGGUGGUGCUCACCCGUAUCUUCACCGACCGAGAGAUGAAAUGUCUGGAUGCUAACGAGGCAGAGCCGGUGUUUGAUGAGCGGGAGGGUGUGGAUGAGUACAAUGAGAUGCCCAUGCCUGUGUAGCCGCCACCGAGGGACAGCCGAGGGACCGAUGGACGAGGGGACAGGCUGGUGGGAUGGGGUUCCCCCUCCCAUGCCCCUCCCUCCUUUUUAUUUAAGUGAAUAAUUUAAAGUCCUCUCCUCCCCCACUGCCCCUGCAGUAAAGUGCUUUGGCCCCCACCUA
Messenger RNA from Pan troglodytes (chimpanzee), 3947 nucleotides. It is a transcript of the gene SLC4A2, whose product is annotated as solute carrier family 4 member 2. The record is from RefSeq and is a predicted model, not a curated record. Gene Ontology annotation, biological process: transmembrane transport; bicarbonate transport; regulation of intracellular pH. Gene Ontology annotation, cellular component: apical plasma membrane; basolateral plasma membrane; plasma membrane. The transcript is spliced from 22 exons. Gene Ontology annotation, molecular function: monoatomic anion transmembrane transporter activity; solute:inorganic anion antiporter activity. Lineage: Eukaryota; Metazoa; Chordata; Mammalia; Primates; Hominidae. The coding region runs from base 95 to 3787 and encodes 1230 amino acids.